AUGGGUCACUCCUCUUGGCUCCCGACAUGCUCCCCGUGGUCCGCGUUCGCGACGCUGGCCACCGUCAUGACCAGCGUUCUGGUGCUCAGCUACGUGUCGAGCUCCUUCCUCGGCCAGCAACAAGCGGCGUACGAGUACGACGGCCCCCACAGCCCGGACGCCGGGCUGUCCGCGGCGGCGGCGGCGACGGUGCCGACGCUUAGGCGGGGGCCCGGGUACCCGCCGGUGCUCGCGUACUACAUCACGGGCGGGCACGGGGACUGCCUCCGGGUGACGCGGCUGCUCAAGGCCGUGUACCACCCCAGGAACCGGUACCUGCUGCACCUGGAUGCCGGCGCCGGCGCCUACGAGCGCGUGAGGCUGGCCAGCUACGUCCGGUCGGAGCAGGUGUUCCUCGAGUACGGCAACGUGCACGUCAUCGGAAAGGGGGACGCCAUCGACGGCCGUGGCCCGUCCGCCGUCGCCGCGGUGCUACACGGCGCGGCCGUCCUGCUGAGGAUCGGCGCGGAGUGGGACUGGCUCGUCACGCUGGACGCCGCGGACUACCCGCUCGUGACGCCGGACGACCUGCUCUACGCCUUGUCCUCUGUGCCGAGGGACCUCAACUUCAUCGAUCACAGGGCCGAUUCUGAAAACCAUCACGUGGUUGUUCUCGACCAAAACCUUCUGCAGAGCACGAACGCCGAGAUCUCCUUCUCGUCGGGGCACCGGGAGAAGCCCGACGCGUUCGAGCUCUUCAGAGGUUCUCCCUGGCCGAUACUGAGCCGGGCGUUCACCGAGCACUGUGUGGCCGCGCCGGACAACCUGCCCCGGACGCUGCUCAUAUACUUCAGCAACACGCUCGAGGCCAGGGAGUUCUACUUCCAGACGGUCAUGGCCAACUCGCCACGCUUCAGGAACAGGACUGUCAACCACAGCUUCCGGGUCGACGUGCCGCCGCCGCAGGACGCGGACCAGAAGGCGCGGUAUGACGCCCUGGUGAGCAGCGGUGCGGCCUUCGCCGGGCGGUUCGGCGACGACGAGGCGCUGCUGCAGAGGAUAGACGAGGAGGUGCUGCGGCGCCCGCUGGACGGCAUCACGCCGGGCGAGUGGUGCGCAGUGGGUAGCGGCGAGGACGGCGCGGGCGAGUGCUCGGUCGGGGGCAACAUCGAUGCUGUCAGGCAGGGCGCGCCGGGGAGGAAGCUGGCAGGCUUGAUGGCCGGCCUCGUGGGGACCGGGCCGUGCGACGGAUGCAACAGCUAG
This is a messenger RNA of Miscanthus lutarioriparius, 1242 nucleotides long. The record is from the annotation of a GenBank genome assembly. Lineage: Eukaryota; Viridiplantae; Streptophyta; Magnoliopsida; Poales; Poaceae.